AUGUUUAGUCCACGAGAACUACGUGAUCUUGCCAUCGCGAUGAACGGGCUCAAAAAUCGAGAAAUCGACAAUAUAACUGCUUGGGACUUACACACCCUUGUUCACUAUCCGGAUAGUGCUCCUGGAGCUCAUUGGGGACCCGCCUUUCUUCCGUGGCAUCGUGAAUUUCUCAGGCAAUUUGAAAUUGCACUGCAGACAGAAGUUCCAACGGUUACCUUACCUUUUUGGGAUUCGACUUUGGAUCAAGGUAAGAUUUAAUAUGUUUCUAGGUUCUUAAUUUUUUAAAUUAAGGUCUACCGGAAGAAUCGGACAGUGUUUUAUGGAGUGAUGAAUUAUUAGGAAAUGGUAACGGUUACGUGAAAACUGGCCCGUUCGCUGAUUGGAAUACAAAUGUAUUUAUGCCUUUGAGUCAGAUCCCAGUCAAAAAAUUAUAUCGAUCCACCGGGGGACGAUCACAAGAUCGAUUGAUGACACCACGAGAUGUUAGCUGGGUUGUGAAUCGCAAGAAUUUCAGUCAACUCACGUUUUGUCACGAUAAAACAUUUGAAAGUAUGCAUGGCUUGAGUCACGUUUGGGUUGGUGGAUUUAUGUAUGUUAUCAGAGUUAGCCCAAAUGAUCCAACAUUUUAUAUGCAUCACGCGUUUGUUGAUAAUCUUUGGGAACAAUUUCGACAAAAUAGUCAGACUCGAGAAGAACGGGAAACCCAAUGGGCAACUAAAUCCUGUAAUGAUAAUCAUGGUUUUGAUAUGCAAAUGAAACCAUUCACAAUACAAAAUCGAGAUGGUUUGAGUAAUCAAUAUACUGAUGAAUGGUAUGAAUAUCAGACUGUUAAGCAUUGUUCUAUGACUGAUCAAACAUGUGAUUCACCCUAUUAUUGGUGCGAUAAUAAACUUUGGAGGUGUCGAAGUAAAAUUGUUUAUGGAGGAAAUUGUACAGGAUAUGAGGGAACACAAAUUUGCUAUAACUCGGUUUGUAGUCAAGGAAAAUGUAUUGUUCCGCCAAGAGUCAAGAAUUCUAUGAAAUCCAGACUUGAAGAUGAAAAUAUCGCGUGGAAAGAUAGUAUUUGGGCGAAAACUGUUCUGGUGGAUGAAAAUGGAAAUGGUAUAGAUGACGAAUUGGCUAGAGUUACCAUAACUGAUUUGAAUAAAAAUUCGAGUACUAUGGUUUUUAACCUCGGGGAAAGUGUAUAUCCAGAGAUACCGGGAACGGUUUAUUUGAGCUUGCCGAAACCGAGAAAUGGGCAAGAUUCGAGGGUGAAGUUGGAAGCCAGAGAUCAAUUUGGGAGAUAUUGUCAAGCACAAUGUUUGAAUUCAACUAAUGAUAGAUAUGAGGUAAUAUUGAAUUAAAGGGGGGUAAGACGACAAAAAAUGUCGUCGCAAAGUUAAAGGCUCCCCAAAGGUUCCAGAAAAAAAUUUUCCAUGAACUAGGUACCACGUAUAGGUGGUAUACGUUGAAAAAAUUCAUGGAAUAUUUUUCGGACCUUUUUAGGCCUUUCGGAGAAAAAUCCCCUGGGGCUUUCACUAUUCAAAGGGGACCCGAUCUUUUGAGCUAAUAAAAUUUUGUCGUCUUAUCCCCCCUCCUUUAAUGUUAGAUUUUUGAUAAUAAGAAUAAAUACGUAUUUCUAGGUUUGCCAACCAGUAUUGAAUAUUUCAAUGAAAAUCGAAAAUUCCUCUCCACUCUCAUACACGCAUUCAAUGUCAUCUCGAACAUUUUUGGAUAUCGAUUUAUCGGUUCAUCCUCGCCUCAUUCGCCCAUCAUUGCCUUUUAUGGUUUUUGCGUGUGCUCGAAAACUGGUGACGUCAGCUAUGAUUUUAGCACUACCCGAGACUAUUCGACAACCUGUUUCUCAUGAGAAUUAUGUGUUUUUUAGAGUUUCGGUUUUUCGACCGAUGGGUGCGAAUUAUCAGGUGAGGGGGAGGGGCUUUGAAAGUAUUUAUUUCGAGUUCUGAAAAUUUUGAAAAAAAUUUUUAGAACUUAUGGGAGAUUCAAGUCGAAAAAAAAAUAAUUUUUUUUGAAAAAUUAAAAAAAUUUUUUUUUUGGAAAUAUGUUUUUUAUUUUUUUUUCGACUUGAAUCACCUCAUUGAAAAUUCAUAAAAAUAUUUUUGGAACAGCUUCAGGGAUCAACUUAAACACAAAACUCGAGAGAAAUACCUGGGACCAAGCGCGGGAAACAUAUUUUUCAAGAUUUUUUCCGAAUAAAAAAUUUUCCCCGCGCUUGAUAUCAAUUUCUACGUUUUGGAUUUCUCUGGAAGGUUUUUAUCGUUUUACAUUUAAAAUACCGUGUUUUAUAUGCCCAAGUCUCUUCCAAAGCCCUUUUUUCAGAUAGAAGUAUCUCCACACUCUGACAUUGGUCCAGUCUGGUCUUCAUCAAUUCAAAAAGCCGCCUCAAGCUUCGACCCAAAUAUAGUUUUUGUCCAAGCUCCCAAUCCCGAGCUAAAUCAUGGUGGUGUUCGAGUCAGAGUCUCGAUUUUGAAUGAAAAUCAGAGAAUUUCUUGUGAAGUUAAGUGUACGAAGGUGAGACUAAAAAUUUUAAAAUUAAUAUUAAGAAAAAAAAUUAUUUUUCAGAAAGAUGGUUCAAUGCACGAAUGCGACGGUGAUGUUGAUCUACAUUCUGAUCCGAAUCUCUCGGAAGAAGAUGUUUUCACAUCCGAUCCGAUUAGUUUACCAGUUCUUGGUUGGAAUAUGAAAGGACAUCCGACAACUUGGCGACAUAAGGUACCCUAUUUGUCAUUUCAUUGUUUUUGA
Messenger RNA from Caenorhabditis angaria, 2745 nucleotides. Lineage: Eukaryota; Metazoa; Nematoda; Chromadorea; Rhabditida; Rhabditidae. The record is from the annotation of a GenBank genome assembly.